AUGGCGGAUCCCAACGCCCUCGACGUCGCGUCUAUACAGAAGGACGACAGCAACAUGGCCGAUUACUCUUCACUCGAGCACCCCAACCGCAAGCCUGCCGACAUCACCAACGACAUGUCUGCUCAUGACAACCCCAAUGACGAGCCUGCGGGCGCCGACGCCUCCAGCGCUGCCUACCACGACCCCAAGAGCAAGCCUGCCGACGCAGCUCUGGCUCCACACGAUGACCUCGCCGCCUCCAGCGCUACCCACCUCAACCUCAAGAGUAAGCCUGCCGACAGCUCCGACGAAGUGUCUGCUCGCGAUGAAUCCAAUGACGCCGCUAUCCACCACGACCUCAAGAACAAGCCGACCGGUGCUGACCUCAUCCACGACAUGUCAGCUCGCGCCGGCGUCGAGAACAGAAAGGCGCUGACCGAAGCUUGGGAGCUGUGGUCCAGCACAUGCAGGUCGGCCGAGGAUAGGCUCGAGAUUUUGGAAGACCUCAGGGAGGGGCUUGAGCACAAUCAGCAAAACGCAAAGACAAUGACUCAUUUCUUUCAAGCGAAAAUCAAUGUCCUGCAGGAGCAGCAUCAUGUCCUCAAGACCUUGGCCUUGGAGGUUGGCGUAGCGCUGGCUGGACCGACGACCUCCCCUUACGGAGCAUACCAAGCACCGAGCUUGCAGUCCACCAUGUCUCCGCAGACGUUGCUACGAUGGUUCACCGUGUUCCAAGAUGCGGGUUGGGCCGUGCCUGGAGGCCUGCCGGCGACCAGGGACCGGUUCAUUGACAACAUCGACUACGUAGAUGCGGACAGCUUCGAACACGCUGAUUACCGCGACGAGCUUGGCAAGCCCAUACACCUGUUUCUCUCCGGCUUCUUGAAGACGCAGCGUGGAUGUAUUCACGAAGCGCCGUACGCACUCGCGAUCUGGCUUUACCUCUCACGCUACAACUUGUUCUGGGUCACCCAGAAGGUUCCGUCAUGGUUCUUUGAGCAAGCAUCGCACAUGGAUGCAGGUCAACAGUUGGAUUCCGCUGGAGUGGGCGAUGACCAACGCAUGAGGGCGUGGCUAGAGGCUAUCGCUGCUCGGCUUCCCGCACUGUGGCCCCAAGUCAUGGAGCGCGAAGAUGAAGAUGACCGGAAGAUAUCUCACCUUGUAGAGAAAGCUGCUAUGGACUUCAUUGAUGACCACGAGUACGCACUUCGCAUGCGUUUCCAUGAGGCUGACUCCGAUACCUCUAUCGUGCACGUUGUCCGAGACGUGUUUCUUUUGCGACUUGCCGAAAGGGAAUCCGAAGAAAGCGUCAUUGCAGCCGACCAAGAUCUCCGCGUUCUGACAGAGGCUCGACUGGAGGCUCUCGACAACACGGUCGGCCCCGAUCGUUACCUCCGAGCAAGGGUCUACCUAAAUGCGUGGCACGAGUCGAGCGACGACGCAUCUGCCCAAGAUCGCUCUGUUGUCGCCACCCACCUCUCUGGCGCCACCGUGGAUGAUCCGAUGGUGAUCGAUGACUAA
Molecule: messenger RNA, 1500 nt
Organism: Alternaria viburni
Lineage: Eukaryota; Fungi; Ascomycota; Dothideomycetes; Pleosporales; Pleosporaceae
Exons: 1
Coding region: 1-1500 (499 amino acids)
Source: RefSeq, a predicted model, not a curated record